AUGACAAAUCCGGAGACAUACAAAGUCCCUGAAUUCAACGUCACCAAUGCUCAGCUCAAUCGAUUGAAUUACACCGAAACCAACCAUACUCUCUCUUACAACCUCGCCCUCAACAUCACCCUCACAAACCCCAAUAAGAAAAUCUUAUUUAAGUUGACUGACAUCCAAGUCAUUGCAUACCACCAAAACAAGAGAUUUGGUCUUGUGACUUUGAUGGAUAGGCAAACAUCGUUUGAUCAAAACCCUAAAAGUUCAAGCGUUUUUAAUAAUGCAGUUAUUCAAGGGUGGAAGCCUAUGAUGUUUGAGGAACCAGUGCUUCCCAAUGCUGACCUUUACAAUAUUGAUGUGGUGAUUGCUUUCCGAGAAAAAGGUGCUGGAUUGUCUGGCCAAGUCAUGUGCAAUCUGAAGCUUCCAUUGAGUUUUAAUGGAACAUCAUGGAAUUGUUACAAGACUAGAAAGUGCUCCAAAGUUUUUUAUUAUCGGGGUUCCUAA
Molecule: messenger RNA, 492 nt
Organism: Prunus persica (peach)
Lineage: Eukaryota; Viridiplantae; Streptophyta; Magnoliopsida; Rosales; Rosaceae
Product: NDR1/HIN1-like protein 3
Exons: 1
Coding region: 1-492 (163 amino acids)
Source: RefSeq, a predicted model, not a curated record